CUGAUGGAUGCACAGAACCUGCGAAUCGAGGAGCUCUUGCAGAAGAUCAAGCAGCAGCAGUACAAGCUGGACAAGCAGAAUCUGCAGAUUAAAAGCCUGCAGAGCAAGGUCAAUCUACUGAUCCCCUUACACCUGAAGGACAACAAAACACAGCCUCCAAAGUGGAAGAUAAACCUGAAGAGCCUCAGUCUUGCCAACCAGAGCCAGAAUGCGAGCGGCGAGCCCGUGCCCACACAGAAGCUCCCAGAGGACUGCCACCAGCUCUUCCUGUCUGGGCAGCAGAGCAGUGGCAUUUUCCAGGUGCAGCCUGCAGGGUCUCAGCCCUUCAAAGUCUACUGUGACAUGACUGCAGAGGGAGGCUGGACAGUGAUCCAGCGGCGCACGGACGGCUCUGUGGACUUUGACCAGCUUUGGGAUGCCUACAAGGAUGGCUUUGGAGACCUUCGUGGUGACUUCUGGCUGGGCCUGGAGAAGAUACAUCACCUGGUCCAAGAGGGGAGAUACAAUCUCCUGAUUGAGCUGGAAGACUGGGAGGGAAAUUCCCAAGUGGUUCGGUUUGUCUUCAGCCUUGGUGGUGAGAGCACAGCCUACAUGCUCAACCUGCUGGGACCUCUCUCUGGAGAGCUGGAAAAUGCCAUUGGGGACUUCAGGCAGCUGCCCUUCUCCACUCGGGAUCGUGACCAUGACCUCAAAGCUGACACAAACUGUGCCAAACACCUCUCAGGAGGCUGGUGGUUCAGCACCUGUGGCCACGCCAACCUCAACGGGAAGUAUUUCCGCUCCAUCCCCCGGCAGAGGCACGAGCGCAAGCAGGGCAUCUUCUGGAAGACCUGGAAAGGCAGGUAUUACCCUCUGAAGUCAACCACCAUGAAAAUCCAACCUGCAGCAGUGGAAGCAGAGCCCUAAAGCUGCCACUUGAGACUUGACCUUCUCUGUGGAGCACAGACCUGAGCUCCAUCUCCUGGUGUUUACAGAAGCCAAA
Merops nubicus (carmine bee-eater) is the source of this 982-nucleotide messenger RNA. It is a transcript of the gene ANGPTL4, whose product is annotated as angiopoietin-like 4. The record is from RefSeq and is a predicted model, not a curated record. Gene Ontology annotation, biological process: triglyceride homeostasis. Gene Ontology annotation, molecular function: enzyme inhibitor activity. Lineage: Eukaryota; Metazoa; Chordata; Aves; Coraciiformes; Meropidae. The transcript has 6 exons. The annotation marks the transcript as partial.